AUGGAGAUCAAGAGGUGGCUGCUUGGGAGCCUGGACUGCAGAUUGCCCAUCCUCGGUCUUGGCUCACCGCGGAUGGCUCAAGUUGUGAACACCGAUGUCACUAGCAAGCAAUCCCGUCCUCCCGGGGAGCUCGUCGCCGGAGCCGGCCAGCACCACGCCGGUGAGCUCGUCAGGGCCGUCCAGCUCUGGCCGUGGCCGGCGGGAAGCAGCAGCCGCGGCGGGCUAGAACCGCCCGAGCUCCCUGGCUGCUCCCCGCCCGAGAUCAAGCUCGCGGCCAGCGGCGGGGCGGCUGCUCGUGGCCAGCGGCGGCGCGGACCUAAGCAGGCGGUGGCCGUGGCUGUGCCGGCCGUGGUGGUGGCCGGCCCGGAGGCGCUCCCCAUGGCAUGGUGGUGGUCGGCCCUGGUGGCAGCGGCUCUGGUUGCGCCGGCCGUGGUGGUGGCCGGCCCGGAGGCGCUCGCCAUGGCGUGGUGGUGGCCGGACCAGGCGGCCAUGGCUCCGCUGGCCGUGGCGCUCGGGAUUUUUGAGUUUUUAGUUCCUAGAGCAAGUAUUGAGAAUGCAAGUGCUGUGCAGCCGGAAUCAGAAAAAGACCCUCCUAUUCAUGUUGCUAACAAUAGUGAGUUUAAUCCAGACGAAAUUCAAUCUGAUCCCGCACUGAAAAAACAAAUUGCUGAAUAUGCACCACAAAUUCAAGACCAAGUUAGGAGGGCAUACAUAUUAAAGGGUCGAACCAAACCAGUAUUAGAAUUUCGCCGAACGGAUUCAAGAGCAUUUUCUAAGUCAUGGUAUGGAAAGUAUAACUGGAUAGAAUAUAGAGUCCGAGGAUGCAGCUUUUGUUUCUAUUGUUUCUUGUUGAAGCAACCUGGAACGGCUGAACACUUUGGGUUUGAAGUCUUCACCAAAACAGGUUUUAGGGACUGGAAACAUGCAUAUAGAGCCUUACCUGAGCAUGUAGGUGGUCUGAAUAGUGGUCACAACAAUUGUGUUCGGCAUUAUGAUGAUUUCAAAAAUCAAAGACAAAGUGUGUCAACCAAGUUCGCUUGUGGAACUGUGGAAUCUCACAGAUUAUAUAAGAUCCGCUUGACUUCUUCUCUAGAGUGUGUAAGGUAUCUCAUAGCACAAGGUUUGUCAUUCCGUGGCCAUGACGAUUCUACUACUUCUUCGAACAAGGGAAACUUUCUAGAGAUGAUAGAUUGGUUAAAGGAUAGCAAUGAAGAAGUAAGUGAUGCUUUUGAUUGUGGUGGAGAAAACUGCAAGAUGACUUCCGGUGAAAUACAAAAGGACCUUGCAAGGUGUUCUGCAGAAGAAGUCACUGAAGUGCUUAUGGGGGAGCUUGGUGCUAAAAAGUUCUUUGUUCUUAUUGAUGAGUCACGCGAUAUAUCGGUGAAAGAACUUCCAUUCGAUAUUGGCCAAGUAAUGGCAGUGAUGUUGAGUUUUUGUAGGGAUGUGAAUGAAGGGAAGGUUUCACUGAAAUUAGCUCUUGUAAAGCUUCUUGAUCAUUACAAAUUAUCAAUUUCAAGGCUACGAGGGAAAGGAUAUGACGGUGCUUCAAACAUGAGAGGUGAAUUUAACGGUUUGCAAAGAAAAAUUCUCGACGAAAACCCUCAUGCUUUCUACGUCCAUUGCUUUGCCCAUAGAUUACAGUUGGUUGUGGUCGCUGUUGCUAGUUCUUCUUGCUCAUAUAUUCAUGAUUCUUUUGAGUACAUAUCAUUGAUUGUGACCACAGCAACUUCAUCUUGCAAGAAGAUGGAAGUGUUGGUGGAAGAAUCUCACAAUGAUAUUUUGGAAAGGCUUGAGAGGGGUGAGAUAUCUACAGGAAGUGGCUUGAAUCAACAGACUAGUCUUGCUAGACCUGGAGAUACUAGAUGGGGUUCACAUCAUAAAACUUUGCUUCACUUGGACCAAAUGUGGGCCUCUGUAAUAAAAGUUCUUAGCACGGUUGAUGCAAAUUGGCGUAAUCCGAGCCAUGCUGCGGGUUGCAUAGAAAAAAUGGAGUGCUUCAAAUUUGCUCUCGUUUUGAAGUUUAUGCUAAAGUUGUUUGAUAUAACAAAUGAGCUCUCACAACUUUUGCAAAGAAGGGUUACAAAUAUUGUGCUUGCCUUGGAAUUAAUUCAUGAUGUUAAACUCCGGUUGGCUACCAUGAGAGAUAGUGGUUGGGAGAGUAUUUUUGAUGAGGUCAAACAAUUCUGCAAUUCCAAAGGUAUUCCAGUGCCAAAUAUGGAUGAUGAAAUACCAGUUCAAGGUCGCUCGAGGCUAGAGGGAAGGACUAUCACUAAUCUUCAUUAUUAUCGGGCUGAGAUUUUCUAUGUCGUUGUUGACAAAAUAUGUGUUGAGAUGAAUCAUCGCUUCAGUGACUCAAACCAAGAGGUAAUUGCAUGUUUAUUGUGUCUUGAUCCCAAGAAUUCUUUCUCCAAGUUUGAUGUACAAAAGCUUUCUCGGCUUGCUGAAAUAUAUAGUCCCGAUUUCUCAAGUAGUGAUCGUACAGUAUUGAGGGACCAACUUGAGACUUUUGUUCUUCAUUUGAGAAAUCAUGCUGAAUUUUCUACUUGCAAAGAUGUUGAAAGUUUAGCUACAAAAAUGGUUGAAACAGAGAAACAUUUGGUCUUUCCAUUGGUUUACAAGCUCAUUGAGUUAGCUUUGCUACUGCCGGUGUCCACAGCAUCUGUUGAGAGAGCUUUCUCGGCAAUGAAAAUUAUCAAGUCUAAACUGCGCAACACGAUCAAUGAUGAUUGGUUUAAUCACUUGACGAUAUGCUACACUGAACGUGAAAUAUUUAAAUCACUCGAUGAUGAAGUUAUCACUCGAAGGUUUCAGGCCAUGAAGGCUCGAAAAGGGAUUUUACCGAGGGUCUCUUUUUGGGUGCUUGAUUGGACAUUUGGAUAUCAACCGGUUCUGUUAGACAGUUUGCAGUCCGCCUCGGCUCCUAAUUUUUCCUGGCUCCGCCACUGGGUCUUGGCAUCAAGCCAAGAACUAGGUUUUCACCCGGAUCCGCUCGAAGAACCUCCAUCAAGCAUCGUGUGCACGGGUCACCGCCGAUCUGAGCCGCCGCACAUCGAGCAGGCCGCAUCGGCCAGAUCAUAUCUGUCCGAUGGGCAAACAACGCAUGGCGCCGACCCAACUACCAGGUCCUCCAUGCCGCCACCGCCGAUCCGAGGUCAGAUGGUCCGUCGCCGCAGACCCGGCCGCCGCCGACGAACGCAGCCAAGGCCGAUGCCCGAAGUAGGGCCGGCCGCCGCACCCGCCACCAUCGCCGCCGAAGGCCGAGGCGGCCGCCACGCCACCAAGGCCAGAUCGGCCGUGCCACCAGACGCCGCGGGGCUCCGCACCGCCCCCAUGGCGCUGGUGAGAGGGAAGGCCCCCGCCACCGCCGUCAGCCCCCGGGCUAUAGGCCGGCGGCGUCCUUCGGCGGCGGCGGAGGGAGGGAUGGAAGGACGGGGAGCCCCGGGCAGCUAG
Molecule: messenger RNA, 3450 nt
Organism: Triticum aestivum (bread wheat)
Lineage: Eukaryota; Viridiplantae; Streptophyta; Magnoliopsida; Poales; Poaceae
Product: zinc finger MYM-type protein 1-like
Exons: 8
Coding region: 1-3450 (1149 amino acids)
Molecular function (GO): protein dimerization activity
Source: RefSeq, a predicted model, not a curated record